Molecule: messenger RNA, 1572 nt
Organism: Prosopis cineraria
Lineage: Eukaryota; Viridiplantae; Streptophyta; Magnoliopsida; Fabales; Fabaceae
Product: G-type lectin S-receptor-like serine/threonine-protein kinase SD1-13
Exons: 5
Coding region: 1-1104 (367 amino acids)
Biological process (GO): recognition of pollen
Source: RefSeq, a predicted model, not a curated record
AUGGCACCACCUGUGUUGAUCCAAGAACCUGAAACAGUGGGCUCAAAUAAUCGCAUGUUCACGCUGGGAUUCUUCAGACCUCGGAAUUCCACGAGUCGCUACUUGGGAAUUUGGUUUAUGUCUGAAUCCUCUGUUGUUUGGAUUGCUGACAAAAACGACCCACUAACAGAUUCUUUUGGGAAUAUUCUCACAAUGUCAGAGAAUGGCAAUCUUGUCGUUUUGAAUGGGAAAAAACAAAGUUUCCAGCAUCCUGAUAAUACAUUAUUAGCAGACGUGAAAUUCAGUACUAACCAAAAAGCAGGCAAGAAAAUGCAACUUACAUCAUGGAAAAGUACAUCUGAUCCAUCCUAUGGAGGAUUCUCUUGCGGCCUUGAACCUCGUAAUGUUACUGAAGAGAGGGAGGGAAGUUUCGACCUAUAUUUUCAUUACUCACACAAGUCUACUUGGCUAACUCUUAAGUUACGUCAUAAAGGUAAACUAAAGAAACAAUGUUGGAAUUCCCAGACAAAUACAUGGGAACGUGAAUGGGUAAGUGAGAAUUCCGAGUGUGAUGUUUAUGGCAAAUGUGGCAGAUCCGGGAUCUGCAAUUCUUUAAGCUCACCAAUCUGCACCUGCUUGAGAGGGUUUGAACCGAAGAACAAAGAAGAAUGGCGAAGGCAGAACUGGACUAGUGGGUGCGUGAGAAGAGAAGCACUUCAGUGUGAUGGAGACAAAAAUAGUUCUCAAGAUAGCAAACCAGAUGGAUUUUUGAAGCUGGAGAGGGUAAAACUACCAGAUCAUGCAGAAGUUUUUUCUUCUAAGUUUGAUCAGCAAAUUGCAGAUUGCCAAACUCGAUGCCUGAAGCAUUGCUCUUGUAUAGCUUAUGCCUAUGACAGAAGCCUUGGCUGUAUGGUUUGGAAUGUAGAUUUACUUGAUACACAGAACUUCCCAGUUGAUACAGGUAGGGCCAGGAGGAAAAUGACAACACCUAUUAUAAUAUCAGCUCUGGUAGGAACCAUUCUCAUUAUGGCCUGUGGAUAUUUCUUAUGGGGAAAAAAAAAAGUCAAACCAAAAAGGGGAAAUGCAGAUGCAGAUGCAGAUUUCAAACCUGAAGCAAUCUCAUAAUCAAGACCUAUCUUUGUUUGAUUUUACAAAGUUGGCAAUUGCAACAAACAACUUUGACUUAGCAAAUAAACUUGGGCAGGGAGGAUUUGGUCCAGUUUAUAAGGUGGUUUUCAAUUUUUGUAAAGUUAAUCUUUUUACAAGUCAUAAGAAACUAUGUAAAUAUCAUGUUUUUUUUGGUAGAAGGUAGAUAUCAUUUUAUUUCAGGGAAAGUUUGAAGAUGGACAAGAAAUAGCAGUGAAAAGACUAUCGAGAUCAUCUGGGCAGGGUAUUGAAGAAUUUAUUAAGAAAGUGGAGUUAAUUUCUAAGCUUCGACACCAAAAAUUUGUUAGACUUCUUGGUUGUUGCAUUGAAGGAGAUGAAAAGAUAUUAGUUUAUGAAUACAUGCCAAACAAAAGUUUGGAUGCAUAUACUUUUGGUUAGUGUAUAUUCCUCUGCAUAUUUUAGUGAAUUGGAUGUUCCUGUGCUUUA